Anneissia japonica is the source of this 528-nucleotide messenger RNA. RefSeq lists its product as uncharacterized. The record is from RefSeq and is a predicted model, not a curated record. Lineage: Eukaryota; Metazoa; Echinodermata; Crinoidea; Comatulida; Comatulidae. The coding region runs from base 1 to 528 and encodes 175 amino acids. The transcript has 5 exons.
AUGGCAUCGAGGAAAGAGCUAGUAAAAGUUAGUUAUCAAGACCUGAAAAUAUACCAACGUCAUUAUAAAGAAAUAUUGAAACUAGUUAACACCAGCUUUGGGAAGAUUAUCUACCUGUCCUGUACUAGUCAGCUGAUAUGGGGAUUAAUUUGCUUAACGAUUGGUAUAUUGACUUUGGUCAGAAACUGCGACUCUUCAGGCAUACGUAUUGGAAUAUGGUCCGGUGUGAUAUAUCUUUUCUGUGGCAUUGUGGGCCUGGUUGCCGCUGGCAACGUCAGUUACACGAACGUUAUGUGUUACUUGAUAGCUUCAAUGAUGGCGCUUUUUAUUGCGGUAACUGCAUUGUUUUUGGGCGGACGCCAGCUUCAUCAAAUCAUAUUUGAUAACAUUACAACCGAGUGCACCGUGUACCCGGCUAUGCUACUGUGUUUCAGCUUUGUAGAAGCCAUCACUGCUGUAACUGCGACUAUUAUAGCAUUCCAGUUGGGAAAGGGUCCCGUAACGCCCUCACUGUUGCCGGGCUUGUAA